Molecule: messenger RNA, 648 nt
Organism: Dovyalis caffra
Lineage: Eukaryota; Viridiplantae; Streptophyta; Magnoliopsida; Malpighiales; Salicaceae
Source: the annotation of a GenBank genome assembly
AUGGAAUUCUUAGAUUUCUCUGAUGCUGAGAUCUCCCCUGGCACUGUCUAUGUGGAGAACUCAUUGACGAAUCCACUGUUUCCUAACCAGUUGGCUGAACCAGGAGUUGGAGAAACCACGCUUGAUCUUGGGACUGGUAUCGAUGUACGGAAUUACUGUGGAUUGGAGGAUCACCAACGACACCAACAGCAGUCAGUGACACCAGAUCAACCCGGACCAAAGUCCAAUGCUUUCCCAACUGGUACUUGUCAUGCAGUGCACCAUGAAUUAAGGAAUUCUUUGAAGCAUCAACAAGAGUCGGCUCCGAUGGAAGGGACUAUGAAUGUGAACAACAUAUCCAUGAAUCAUCAAGCAGUCCUAGAACAACCAGCUGUUGAUCUUAAAAAGUUGGCUAAACAACGUAAUGACCUGAGAUAUCGUCAAAGAAAGAAGGAAGAGACGAAAGACCUGAAGAGAAAAGUGGAUGAGCUGAUGGAAAGAGAGAAACAUUUGGCAAAUGAAAAUGACUCCUUGAAGAAGGACGGAGCUCGGAUGGAAAAAGCUUUGAAACAAAGCAAAAGAGAUGUUCACCAAUUGAAGGAGAAGAACGACGGACUAUCUACUACUGUAACGGAGAUUUCGAGGGGUCUGGCCUCUGCUUUGUUGUAA